AUGUCCAUCUUGAGGACUUCAAUCUCACUUCGAGAAGUAGGCGCUAACGUCCGCUUACGCACCCAGCUCUAUGUUUACCCCAUCAAAUCCCUGCGGCCGACGACCGUCACCGAGGGCGAAUUAACGCCUCUGGGCUUUCGCUAUGACCGCUGCUUCAUGCUGCUGAAAGUUGAGCCUGGAGAGAACGGCGCAGAGCCCACGCUGAAGAACAUGCAUGUCCCGGAUUUUCCCGCGAUGGCCCUCUUCCAGACAAACAUCGAGAUAUCAGAGAGCAAGGAAGUGAACAGCAAAGUCAUCGUGACAUACCACCCACCAACACAAGGAGACCUCAAUCAGAGUCGGACUCCCCGAGACACCAGACGCCUUGAGAUUCCGCUCCACCCUAACGAGAAACAACUUAAGCCGCUCAAAAUCACGAUGCACCAGAGCCCGACGACAGGGUUCGACAUGGGCGCAGAGUACAACGACUGGUUCAGCGAGUGUUUCGGGUACCGGGUGGUGCUGGCCUUCCUAGGGCCCAACACACGAGGCGUGCUCGGCACCCUGGCGCCCGCAAAGCGGAACAAGGAGCGGUGGUGGAGUGUAUGGCGCCAAGAGCUCACGCUUCCCGGAAACAAGCUCGUCGACCGAUGGAUCCAGCUCAUCUGUCUGGCCAGCCUUUUCCUCAACGUGGUGGGCUGGAGUCUGCGACGGUUCCAAAGCGGCCUGCCGGGCCCUCAAGCGCUGGGUCUCACAUCCGUCGUCCUUGGAGGGCUCUGGGCCGCUGUGAACUGGUACGCGCAGCGCAAGCAUGAGGCGCGGAUCACGUUCGCAGACUGCGCACCGUAUCUGGUCAUCUCGGAAACUUCGGUGGACAACGUGUCUGCGCGGCUGGCGGGGGAUGAAGAAAUGGACCGGACCAAGUUCCGGCCGAAUAUAGUGGUUUCCGGGGCGGAGAGGGCAUUUGAGGAAGACUUUUGGGCGGAGCUAGCCAUCGGGACUACGUCAAAGGCGCAGCUACUGUUGACGGCGAAUUGCGUACGGUGCCAAAGCCUGAAUGUGGACUUUGAGACAGGCAAGAUGGGGACUGGCGAGGCGGGAAGCGUGCUGAAGAAGCUGAUGAAAGACCGGCGGGUGGACAAGGGGGCACGGUUCAGUCCCGUCUUUGGGCGUUACUCGUUUCUCGGAAAGAUGGCAAUUGGGCAGAAGAUACGGGUCGGUGAUGAGGUUGAAGUUGUCGCACGGGCGAAGGAGCAUUCAGUUAUCGGUGAGUGA
Messenger RNA from Penicillium macrosclerotiorum, 1254 nucleotides. Its product is annotated as MOSC domain protein. The transcript has a single exon. The coding region runs from base 1 to 1254 and encodes 417 amino acids. The record is from RefSeq and is a predicted model, not a curated record. Gene Ontology annotation, molecular function: pyridoxal phosphate binding; catalytic activity; molybdenum ion binding. NCBI's taxonomy places the organism in Eukaryota, Fungi, Ascomycota, Eurotiomycetes, Eurotiales, Aspergillaceae.